Messenger RNA from Macroventuria anomochaeta, 900 nucleotides. RefSeq names its product NAD(P)-binding protein. The record is from RefSeq and is a predicted model, not a curated record. NCBI's taxonomy places the organism in Eukaryota, Fungi, Ascomycota, Dothideomycetes, Pleosporales, Didymellaceae. Bases 1 to 900 code for a protein of 299 amino acids. The transcript is spliced from 6 exons.
AUGUCAUGCACAUUGUCAUCACCACUCCCGUACAACCGCCAAACCGCACUUGCGUCCACCAUCGCAGCCGACAAUGCCGCCAACAUAGCCGGAAAGACCAUCCUCACUACUGGCGUGACUCAAGGCGGUCUAGGCGCAACAUUUGUCGAAGCAAUUGCGCAGUACAAACUGCGCCUGCUCAUUCUCGCAGGCCGCUCGACUGAGAAGGUUGGUGCCACCGUGCGCAAGACCAAGUCGAAUCCAAGGAGCUCGGAUGUUGAGAUCAAAGUCCUGGAGCUCGAUCUUGCGAGCCAGAAGCGUGUGCGACAAGCAGCGAAUGUUGUGUGGGGCUGGCAAGAUGUGCAGCACAUCGCUGUCUUGGUCAACUCCGCGGGCAUCAUGGCUGGCCCGUACAAGACCACGCAGGAAGGCAUUGGGAACCAGUUCGGCAGCAACCACAUUGGUCACUUCUUCCCUCGCAUUGUUAAUGUGGCCAGUGAUGGCCACCGUUUCGGCGGGGUGUAUGAGCAGUGGGAAGCGUAUGAGCAGAGCAAGACAGCCGACAUUUUGUUUUCGAGAGCACUUGCGGAGAAGCUUGGGCCCAAGGGCUUGAAGGCGUACAGUUUGCAUCCUGGUGAGGGGCUCACAGAAGUAAAAGGUGCGAAGGACAAAGAGAUCGGCUGGAAUCGCGAACUGGACUUGAAGAACCUGGAUGAGUGUGCUGCCACACAUGUCGCUGCCGCUUUCGAUCCAAGACUCGAUGAUACGUAUUGCAAAUUCAGACUUGACCGUAUUAAUGAUACGCUGACACGAGUAACAGACUACAAUGGAGUAUAUCUCGAGAAUGGAAAUCUUUCUGCCGAUGUCGAGAAGUUAUGGAAACUCAGUGAGAAACUGGUUGGCCAAGAAUUUGCUUACUAG